AUGGAUGCAGCGAUGUCGAGUGGCGUAGAAGCCACCGCCAGAAUCGUCCAACGGGCCACCCCCAAACCUCCAACGGCGCCACCAGGGAGCCACACAGACACCAAUGGCAGCUCCAACAACUCAAGAGGGGACACCAGGGAGCUUAAGAAGGCCCUUCUCAGGAAGUAUCGCCAUACGGUAGCCGUGCAUAAGGAGACGAGGCCUUCAACCUUGAGCCACGAUGCCACUCAGACGCCGAGCUUUAUCGGGUUUAGAAACCUCGGGCUCAUCGUCCUCAUCGCGGGCAACUUUCGGUUGUUGAUCGAGAACAUACAGAAGUACGGGGUGCUCAUCUGCAUCAGGUGUCAUGAUUUCCGCAGGCAGGACUACCAGGUUGGCCUCGUGCUCUACACCCUGGUGCCCUGCUGCCUCCUGGUCGCGUACCUGAUCGAGCUCUUCGCGGCGUACGAGGCACGCACCUCCCGUCUACGGGCCUUCAACCGUGAGAAGAAGGACGGGAGCUCGUCACCGACCCUGGAGGAGCAGGCUCGCUUCCGGACGACCUGGUACAUCAUCAUGGCCCUGCACUUCGCCAACAUCUCCGCCGCUCUGGUCGUGACCUCGCUCGUGGUCUACUACUACGUGAACCACCCACUCAUUGGAACCCUAGUCGAGAUGCAUGCCAUCAUCGUCUGGCUCAAGACGGCCUCCUACGCGCUGACGAAUAGGGACUUCAGGCACGCGUACCUGCACCCCCAGACCGGCGAGCUCGAGGCCAUCCCCGAGCUGUACAAGUCGUGCACGUAUCCAGAGAACAUCACUUUUGGUAAUCUGUGUUACUUCUGGUGGGCCCCCACGCUCGUUUAUCAGCCCGUCUACCCUCGGACGGACAAGAUUCGGUGGUUAUUUGUGCUUAAGCGUUCGGCAGAGGUGGUAGCCUUGUGUGUUGCGAUGUGGUUACUGAGCGCACAGUACGCAGCCCCUACGCUUCAGAACUCACUGAAGGCGCUAGAAGACUGGGAUGUGGCUGCAAUGUUGGAGAGGACUCUAAAACUGUCGACCAUUUCCCUCGUGAUAUGGCUGGCGGGUUUUUUCGCCUUGUUUCAAUCCUUCCUGAAUGCGCUGGCAGAAGUCACGAGAUUUGGUGAUCGAUCAUUCUAUGACGACUGGUGGAAUAGCGACAGCCUGGGAACGUACUGGCGGACCUGGAACAAGCCGGUGACGAGCUACUUCAGGAGGCACGUCUUCCAGCCGCUCAUGGGGAGGGGAUGGCCGUACAAUUUUGCUGCGAUAGUGGUCUUUACGAUAUCGGCCUUUCUGCAUGAACUGGCUGUCGGAAUCCCCACUCACAAUAUCAUCGGCGUUGCCUUCGUGGGAAUGCUGUUUCAGCUUCCUCUUAUUGCGCUAACCAGGCAAUUCGAGAAGGCUGAGUCGCCUACCAAGAAGAUGAUCGGAAACUGUAUAUUCUGGGUCACUUUCACGACAUUUGGGCAGCCCUUUGCCGCCCUGUGCUAUUUCUAUGCUUGGCAGAUCAAGUACGGGAGCAUCAGCGAGAAGUGGAAUCAUAACAGGGCAUAG
Messenger RNA from Diaporthe amygdali, 1557 nucleotides. RefSeq names its product sterol o-acyltransferase 2. The record is from RefSeq and is a predicted model, not a curated record. Gene Ontology annotation, biological process: triglyceride biosynthetic process. Gene Ontology annotation, cellular component: endoplasmic reticulum membrane. The transcript is spliced from 5 exons. NCBI's taxonomy places the organism in Eukaryota, Fungi, Ascomycota, Sordariomycetes, Diaporthales, Diaporthaceae. Gene Ontology annotation, molecular function: diacylglycerol O-acyltransferase activity. The coding region runs from base 1 to 1557 and encodes 518 amino acids.